AAAUGACAGCAAACGUCAUUCAUAAUUCAUUGCCCAAGUCGGUCGAAUUGAAUUAAGUUAUUUUUGUGCGCGUAAUUAAUAAUUCAGCGUAAAUGGAAAAAAAUAGUGUCCUGAUAGGAGGAAGCAGAAGCUGAAGUGUUUUUUUCCUUGUGUGAAAGUGCGAUAAAGUGACAUUCAUGGCUUCUACACCAAAACAAGUGAACGGCAAACCGUCGAAUAGUAACGGCUCCUUGGGAAAGCGGAAGAAAUCUCGUGGGAGCAGAGGCUCGUACCUGUCCAAAUGGUUAGACAAGACAAUGCACCACAUCCAGGAAGCGACGCCUAGCAUGGAUACUUACGAUACCUUCGUCAAUCCCAAUAUGAAUUAUCCGAUGGGUGGUUCUCAGUUCGCGCCCGGUUUUGAUCCUUACCGACAAAUUUAUGGUAUGGCACCUGAGCCGAUGUCUCUGCCCACACUGCCUACGUACUGCAACCCACCGAUGAUGCCGUUUUACGGGCCGGAGUUCUACCGGUACUCGGGCGUGCAGAGUGUAAACAAAAGCAUCCAAGUGCAAAGGCCGCGAGUGCGGCGCCGCAGCGACAACAAAGUGGAAGAAUCGAACAACACCUCGAGAAACGUGACACCAACUCACACCCACCAAAACAGCUACUUACAACCAAAGAACUUAUCAGACAGCCAGGACUUUGCCAGUUUGCCUCCAAUAGUCACCUCUGUAAUUGAUACGAAUUCAAACAGUGACAUGAAUGGGAAUGACAAGGAUGAAGGUAGUAAUGCAAGGAGGUACAGUGACCCCUGUGUGAGAGGCCUGCCUGAUGUGGCCAGGCCUGCUAAUGGGGAUGUGGAGACCGGCUCUGAAGCCAGUUCAGACAUGUCGGGAAGCCAAGUGGGAAGUCGACUCUUAACAUGUCUACUGGACCAGAUUACAUCACUAAAAUUGGCAAAUGAAAGACUGACUAAAGACUUAAUGGAUAGCAAAGUGGAAUUGGAGAACUUACGGCAGCACAAUGCCAUUUUAAAGGGUUCCAGCUCAAGUAUCGGUCCAACACCUAAUCACUCACUUAAUGAUAAUGUGUACGUCACAGGGCAGUACGCUCCAGGGUUCCUGACUGACUUGGUGCGAGAGAUCCGGGACGCGGCGCGCAUGCGCGAGGAUGCUCUAUAUUCGCGUGUCCGCGCUAUGGUCGUCGAGAGAAACGAUAACGGGUUGGCGUCUUCGGAAAAUAAGUUUACGGAGAAAGCUCUUGAAGAGAUCAAGAGUUCUCUGCGGGCUUCGGAAGCUGACAAGCGUCGUAUGAUGGAUCGUAUCGUUAAACUGGAAGACGAAUUGCGAGUACUAAGACUGACCAAUGGUAUCGAGUCCAACGAACAUAAAAUAACGAACGGCAACGCGGAAGACGCUGACGCCGAGCGCAUGCGCCUGCGCAAAGAGCUCGCCGACAUGCGCAAGGCGAAACAAAACGCCGAGGAUCAUUCUCUUAAACUCGAACGUCUUGUAACACAGCUACGUUCGAAAUUCAACGGGCUGCAACUCACGAACGGGCCCGAUUCGUUGCCGAGCGAUGCCGAACACGACACGAGCGUGCGCGCGCGCCGCACGAGCGUCAACUCGGCGAACAACUCCACUGUGGUGUUCGGCCCAGUUACUGAUUUGUAGCGAAUGGAAAUCGCUAAUGCGGCCAUCGGACUCGCCGCCGAUCUAUUCUGGUCUAUAUUGUAUAAGUUCUCUUGAGACUUUGAUAGUUUGUGAUUUCGAUAUGAAAAUUGAUAGUCAUUGUAGUUCGGCUUAAUUAUUAAUAAGUCUCCUUGGUGCACGUUCGUUUCGUCGUUGAAUCUCAAUCAAUGGAAUUGAUUAAUUAAGUUAGUUGAAAAAACUAGCUCUUCAUGUGAAAAAUUGAAUAAAAGUGUCCUAAAUGUGUUUUGCCUGUUUGCUGUGUGUAUAAUAACAAACAAUUAAAAUAUGUAGCUUUAAAAGACUCACAUCACAUUUGCUAGCUUAAUAAAUAAUUGUCAUUUUAACAAUUUAUUGUCAAACUUCGGGUUACUCCGGCUAAUUUCGUAUGAAAUCGUAUUCCCUGAUAGUCUAAUAAUAAGCUACGUUCUAUACGAAUGUAGACGGAAAUACACGACUCGAACAUAUGGGAGAGAGUUUCUGAUAUUCGACGAUUCGACUCAAAACAUACUAAUAGGUUUUUUGUAAAAGUCCUUGGAGGCUUUCAGCCGUUUCUGGAAUAACGAUACACAGCAUACGCAUAACAAAAUGGCGCCCAUAGUUGUCAAACUAUAUUUUUCAUUGUCAAGUAAAAUGGGGAAAUUCGUCCAAUAUUGGAGGCAUAAUGAAAGGCCUAAGUCAAACACAAAAAUUGAUAAAACUAUUGGUGCUUACUUUUACGUUCUCAAAAUAUGUAUGUAAUCAUUUCUGUACGACACAUAUUAUAACUUACAUAUAACUAACUUGUACUUAAAAUUAUAAAUGUUUGCUCAUUUCGUAACUGAUGUGAUUGUUUUGACUGAAAAUUUAUAUUGUUUUAGCAUAUAUCGUUCAACUUACAGCUAAGUGUUGUGAUAGCUGUUGAACAAAUUCACAAAAAUGUAUGGUCACUAACAAACGCACUAAAAAAUGAAUGAAACACAUUAAACGACGAGCAAUAAAAAGUGUAAUGUUUAUCGGUCACCGGUGCCCUAUGCAGCAUUUAAGGGACUGAAUAUACUUUUGGUAUUUAGGAAUCAUUCUGUAACCAUAACAAGUAAAGUUUCACUUCUCUAUGCUCAUUUAAAGAACUGUUUUGCGACAUUAUCAAUAAACCAACGCAAUUCUAAGUAGAUAAUUAUUAGACAAACCAAUACAAUUUUGUCAAUUUGUUCAACAGAUUACCGAACUAUCGUCGCAAUAAUUAUUGUUUACGUUAUAACAUACACAAUAACAUUAUUACAUAUCAUUUACUUAUUUAAGGCUAAUUCAGACGAGGCGAGAAAUAUCGUACAUUGUGCUACAUUGCCGGCUAUAAUACAUCAUACUUGAUACCACACCUGUUCGACUUCGCAAUGUAUUGCAACUCACGCGAUAUUUCCUUUCUAGUCUAAGUAAGCCUUUAUAAAGUCACAAUGCACGGUUGUUUAACGUUUUCGACCAAUUGGCUUUUCACACCUUCGUAUUAAAGUGUUUUAAUGUUUGCUAUAAGUCAGCAUUAUUGUUUGUGCUAAUGUUUUUCUCAGUUUUACGCUAUUUAUGUACCAUUGGAUACCAUUUUGUGUACUCGUGUUUUGUUUGACUGAAAUCUUCAUAUCGUUGUAUGGUUCCGUACAUAUUAGCUCUGAGGUGAAGCUCACAUAAUGGUUAUGUUUCGAUAAAUUGCAAAUUGUUGUUGAGAAUAAGUUGGUUCAAUUGACUUGAUUCGUAUUUCGAAAUGUUAGUGUGCUUUAAUUCUUAUGCAGAUUUUAAUUUAUAACAAAAGUUUUUAGACUCGUUUAAAAAAACUUUCAGGGAAUUGAUAAACAUUUUAAUGUAUUUUAGUCGAUGCGUUGUUUCCACGAAUAUUCUCAAUCUAACAUUAGUCUCAAAAUUAACUGAAUUUUAUCAUACAGUUUUGUCUAGUUAUAUAAAACUGCUAUUUUUAACACGAACAUGCGUAAUUCGUAUUUAAAAAUCCAAGUACUUGUUAACAUGAGUUAUUUUGUUUGGUUUUUAAUGUGAUAAUUAAUUGAUUGAAGAACCCCCUGUGAAUAUUUUGUGUCCAUAUAACAGAAUAAUUAUGUUUGCAUGUCCACAAAUAGUUUGCAAGUCAAAUUUGAUCGAGAAAAGUCAAUUUAUUAAAGAUAUUGUCAUAUAAACUAAAAUAUAAAAAGCUCGUUAAAUUAUUGAUAAUUUUGCUCAAUGACAAUUUCGUAUUAUAUUUAUGCUCAUUAAUAAAUAUUGUUAUUAUUAAGCGGCUGAAGACUAAUUUCAAAUAAUACUCAAUGAGACAAAAACUAACAAAGAUUUUCGAAUUAAUGUUUUAUAAUUAUUUGAAUUACAAGGUAAGUGUAGUGUGAUUGUAUUAAUAAUUGUGUUAUUAUUUUUAUUUAACGAAUUUAAUUCUUGGCUUAGUGUUUCGUGUGUGAUUGUACUUUCUCAAAAUCGUGUUUAAAUGUCACAAGUGAAAUAACAAUUAACGAAUUAAUUAUUUUAUAUUUGAGACCGCCAAGAAAAUUGUCUGUAGUGAAAUUGUAUAUUGUAGUUUAAUAAUAGUUAAAAAACUACAUCGUAAAAGUAGGAGUUAAUUUAGUCAUGUAACACUGUAAAACAUUAAUUCAAAUUGUAAUCAGAUUUCGAAAUAACAAUGUAGGUAAGUACAGAAUUUUCUACAAAGUAAAAUGUUUCUUAUUCCCUUUUAUAUACGAGUCAAUUUAAGUCUCUGGUACUGAAAAUACUGAUAUAUUAGUUUCCAAAGUACUACAUCUACAAGGACUUAAUCGACUGCACGUAUAGCAUAGUGGGGCUACCAAGCCAAACCCACGGUGUGCGUCGUGUCGCGGGUUCGAUUCCCGCGUAGGACACGCAUUUAUGUGA
Trichoplusia ni (cabbage looper) is the source of this 4547-nucleotide messenger RNA. RefSeq lists its product as uncharacterized. The record is from RefSeq and is a predicted model, not a curated record. The coding region runs from base 177 to 1655 and encodes 492 amino acids. The transcript is spliced from 7 exons. Lineage: Eukaryota; Metazoa; Arthropoda; Insecta; Lepidoptera; Noctuidae.